AUGAAUUCCUGCGUGUUAGACCUUAUCUUGUUUGGCAAAGGUUCCGCGAACAAGCGCUCGAGCCGUUGUCCAGACAGAGUGUUUAUAUCUCUUAUCCAUCAUUGGCUCUUUUUUGAGAUGAAGAAAAUGAUCCAAGAUGCAGCUCAUUUAUCCGAGCUAUUAUUGGGCUGUAUGGGCGGCAUCGCUUUGCUGGUCGUGGAGUUGCGGUCGACUUUUACAUCGUCAUCCACUCACAAUUCAACAAAAUUCAGAGGCGGUCAGACAACAUACCCGUCAGCCAACCACGUGAUUCUGCGUCAAGGUCGCGUUUGCAAGGAGGAAGAUGCGGCGGACACUCUGGAAAGAAUCAUCGGCCGCGCAUGUCUUCUAGGGGCUUCACGUAUCGCCGAGCUGGCUCGAUACCGUCAACCAGGUUCUGGUGUCGAUCUAGCAGACUGCGUUCAUCGCAUUCUGACUAUAACACCGAGCCCCGGGUACAGCCAGAGGGGUCUUGUUACUGUAGAAGAAAUCGACGAGCUCCUACACUCGCUCGCCUCAAAAGUGAGAUGGAGCUCCCCCUCGAUUCGCGCCUCGCAAGCCAGCAUGACUCCAACCAACAGAACAGAUGUUGAGCUCAUGUACAGAAGGCUGAGCGCAGUAGAGGCUAAGUGGUUUACAAGGUUGGUUUUAAAAAGUUAUCAACCGCUGGUAUUAGACCCGCAUCUCAUAUAUCGACUCUGCGACCCUCUUCUUCCUUGCGUUCUCAGGGUCCAAGACGAUUUUGCUACUGCGAUUACCACUACGCAAACGUUACGAAGGAGAUUACUCCCAAAUCCUGGACAACAGACACCGCGUGAACAAAUCAUGGGUACGGUGAAGCCUCAACUGGGCAUCAAGAUUGGACGGCAGCCUUGGAUCAAAGGCCGUAGUAUCAAGCAUUGUUUAGAUAUGGGCCACGGGAGUAUGAGUGUGGAAGAGAAGAUCGAUGGCGAAUACUGCCAAAUACAUAUAGACCCAAGUAAAGGAGAUCGGUGCAUUCAGAUUUUUUCCAAGAGCGGCAAAGACAGCACUGAAGAUAGGGUUGCACUUCACGGGACAAUAUUAGAAUCGCUCAAAAUUGGACAGCCCGACGCCAGAGUCACCAAGGGCUGUAUAUUGGAAGGGGAGUUGGUUGUGUAUGAUGAUUAUCAAAAUAAAAUACUCCCAUUCGAUAAAAUCAGGAAGCAUGUCUCACGGAGAGGAUGGGCAGAACUAGUUCCUCGACAAGUUGUUGAUUUUGGCCAACCACUCGGCGUAUCGACCCUGCGCAAAACGUUUGCCCUGACCAUCUUGGCCCGAAAAGAAGGCCUCGUUUUGAAACCAGAUGAGCCCUACUUUGACUUCAAAGAUCAACGGCGAAAAUUCUCGAGUUGCUGUAUCAAACUCAAAAAAGAGUACAUUGGAAGCUUUGGAGAUGUUGGCGAUUUUGCAGUUGUCGGGGCCAAGUACGACUCGGCGAAAGCCAUCUCCUACAGAAUUCCAGGGUUGAAAUGGACGCAUUUCUAUGUUGGCUGCUUGGACAACAGAGAAGCGGUUAGAAAUUGGAAGGUCAAGCCGGAAUUCACGAUCGUCAAUGUCGUUGAACUAAACGAAACGCUUCUUAGAGAGGUUGUCACCUACUCAAACCCAGAACCCGUUGCGCCAAGAGAUAAUGAGGCGAUCAUUCUCAAGCAAGCCCCUGGCGUUGAGCAAGGGUCGCCUCCAACUGCUAUAUUUACUAAACCACUGGUCUUUGACCUCAAAUGCUUCAGCUUUGAUAGAGUGGGAAACACUGGAUUUUGGAGCCUGCGAUUUCCUUCAGUGACAAAAGUACAUUUUGAUCGGGAUUUCACUGAUACAAUAUCCUUUGAACAGUUGCAAGAGCUGGCCAAGGAUGCAACUACAGCGGCUACGCUCGAGGAUAGUCAGGAGAACUUACAAUGGAUUGCCAAGCUAGAGGCAGCCGACCCGCGUGGUAUUGCAGUUGAUGCUGCUAGUCAAUUGACAAUGACAACUAUGCCAACACCGUCGCCUCGAAAGUCAACACAGAAUACCACCUCCACAUGGUCUCCCACUUCCCCACUAACAACAAGAUCACCAGCGGGCAAUAUUGAUAGCCCUUGCCGUGAUAGGGUCGAAAGAUUCCGUCCUUUAAUAUUAUCUACUGCGGUAGCCACGUUGCCUACACCUGCUGCACCGCUCGAUUCAUUCACAAGGCAGCGUGCAAAACAAAAACGUGAUCCGCUCAUCAUAGAGCCUGCACCACCACACAAACGCCCGAAACUAGACACUGAAUCACUGCCGAAAGAUAAACACCCACUCGACAGCGCAACAAGUUUCCAACCACGCCUACCUCUUACCUGUGUGAACGACAACUCACAAUCUCAGCCUGUCAUGAUUACUUGCGCAUCUCCUUCCACCUCUGUCUCCCUUGAUGAUCCCGACUCUGAUGAGAAUGAUGCUCCGGAUUCUAUUCUGUGCGUCAACCCUGAACACAGCAGUCCUUCUGGGAAUGAUCUCGAGACCGACGCAGAACUUCACCGUGAUAUUCCAGUGAAUACCAUCGUUUCUACUGGCACUAAGGGGUGCAUCUAUGCAGGCGAGGACUGUGCAUUUGCAAAAACAGAUGUGUUGAUUUCACCUGGACUUCUCAGCAAUCCGACAGCUAAGACACUAAUUGAGCUACACGGAAUUGAAAAUCCAGUCGAGCACCUUGAUGCUUGGCUGGAACAGGAGAAGUCAGACAAACUCAGAGAGACAGGGAUCAGUAGCACCAUGAUCUUUCUUCUGUGUCAAUCGGACGACAAAGAAGCAACAAAGUCCCUUUUUGACAAGAUCCAGAAAGUACGGGAAAGUAUCCCACACAGACUACAGAACUGGAUUCAUGUUUACGACUGGCGCGUUCUGCAACAUGUGACAAUCCAGGAGGAUGCCACUAUCCAACCCAAAUAUUACGAUGGGUUUCAUACCCCGUGGCAGCGCUGGCGCAUCGGAACUGGACUCAUCUGA
Messenger RNA from Fusarium pseudograminearum CS3096, 3006 nucleotides. RefSeq lists its product as uncharacterized. The record is from RefSeq and is a predicted model, not a curated record. Lineage: Eukaryota; Fungi; Ascomycota; Sordariomycetes; Hypocreales; Nectriaceae. The transcript is spliced from 10 exons. Gene Ontology annotation, biological process: double-strand break repair via nonhomologous end joining; nucleotide-excision repair, DNA gap filling; DNA recombination. Gene Ontology annotation, cellular component: DNA ligase IV complex. The coding region runs from base 1 to 3006 and encodes 1001 amino acids. Gene Ontology annotation, molecular function: DNA ligase (ATP) activity; DNA binding; ATP binding.